AUGACGUAUCUAGAGCUGGAUUCUGGCUCUGGUCUUUCGGCCUUCCUUUUAGUUUACUUUACACUCUUUCUUGAUAACGUGCUACUCACCGUGUUAGUGCCCAUAAUUCCUGAUUGGGUAAGAGGAGAAGCACUAGCUCUAUGGAGACAACAAGGAGCGCCAUUAGCUUCGCUACUCAACCGCACUGUAGCAGCAAGCGAGGCUGGUUCCGGAGGAGCCCAAGCAGCAGUGGGGAUUGUGCUAGGUGCCCGUUCUGCUGCUCAGCUGGCUGCCGCACCAGCUGCUGCCGUGCUGACACUUCGUCUGGGACCAGCUCGAUCGCUUCGACUAGCUACUUUAUCUUUGGCUGUAGCGGCACUUGUUUUUGCAUGGUGCGGUAAACUGUCAGAUAGUGGCGGUGUAGGUUGUGCUGUAUGCGCGGGUGUUGGGCGUGGUAUUCAGGGAUGCGGUGGAGCCUUGGGUGGUGUAGCGGGCAUGGCCCUGGUAUCACGUGCGUUACGGCCUGCCCGCCGGCAUAGCGCGUUAUCCGCUCUACUAGGUGCUGUUGCACUUGGUGUUCUAGUGGGAUACCCCUUUGGUGGCGCCGCUUACAAACUAUGGAGUCCAGCCGCGCCAUUCCAGCUUAUAGCACUUACCCUGUUCACAAAUCUUGGGCUACAAUACAUGUUUUUAAACAAGACGGAGUAUAAUGAGAGACCGGAUGACGAGGAGGAACGAAGUAUGGCGUGGAGUAGUAGUUUACGCGAAAUGUGGUGUGAGUGCCGAGGAGUUGGUGGUGCGGGAGCUGGGGCUGGGGCAGUGUUUGUUAGUACCGGCGUGAUGGCAGCGCUUGAGCCGUGCCUGCCGCUCUGGAUUGAACACAAGUUUCACCCACAACGAUGGGCCUUGGGUGCUGUCUUCGUCCCAGACAGCAUAGGCUACCUGGUCAGUACAAGCGUUGUACCAGCUUGUGGAAGCGGGACAAGUGUGGCGGUUUGGGGAUUGGCAAGUGUGGGAUUUGGGGCAAUAUCCGCUGCAAUAGCUCAGUCUUUGGUUGCCGUGGCUGGAUGCGAAGCGGUGGCUGGAGCAGGAGUGGGUGCGGUGGACGCAGCGUUAGUCCCGGCUCUGCUGGCUCAUUCGACACCAGCACGCCUUCCUCACCGUGCGGCGCUGCUUCAAUCUGCUGCUAGCGCUGCUUUUGCUAUUGGUCCAGUGUUGGGCGGUUUAGCGUCAUGGUGUGUCGGAUUCGAAACAUGUCUACGCGCGUUAGGCGUUAUCAACUUGCUUUACGCUGCGGCGCUAUAUAGACAUCUCCGGAAAUACCCGCUGUCAGAACAGUGGGCUCACAGCGGCGACGACGAAGAUAGCAUGGGUUCUGAGUUAACUCCACUUGGGCCCAUCAUCAAAGGCACUAGCAAAUCAAGUACUUUACAUUGA
Leptosia nina is the source of this 1416-nucleotide messenger RNA. The record is from the annotation of a GenBank genome assembly. Lineage: Eukaryota; Metazoa; Arthropoda; Insecta; Lepidoptera; Pieridae.